Nelumbo nucifera (sacred lotus) is the source of this 1521-nucleotide messenger RNA. The record is from RefSeq and is a predicted model, not a curated record. Lineage: Eukaryota; Viridiplantae; Streptophyta; Magnoliopsida; Proteales; Nelumbonaceae.
AUGAAGGCAGAAUCUAGAAACUAUAGCCAGUAUUUAGCUCAGAAGAAUAAUCCUCCCCCAAAGUUGCAUGAUAACACAUACAGCAUGGCAUCGACUUGUUUGCAAGGCAAUCAUGUCAACCCAGCUGCAUCAUUUUCAUUUGAUCCUUCAUUACUAGAAGGUGAAGUUGCAGAUACACCAACCUCACCAGGUCUCAACAGUCGAACAAAUCCUAACGGUUCAACUUGCAACCCAUCAUCAGAUGCAGAUCAAAUCAUGGAUCUCCUUACUCAUCGACAAGUGCUGAAGGAACUGAGUCAUUUCCGGCUCCUGUACAAAGCUGCUCUAAGAGGUGAUUGGGGAGCUGCUAAUCUUUUCUUGCAAAGGAAUCCCGACGCUGUGGCUGCUAAGAUCAACGUCUCUUGGAUGACUGCGCUAAGUGUCGCUGCUAGUGCCGGACACGCUCAAUUCGUGCAGAAGCUAGUGGAGAAAAUGUCUGUUAAACAACUGGAAUCAAAGGAUAGAUUGGGUAGAACUGCUCUAUUUUAUGCUGCCAUGGCCGACUGCACCCAAUCUGCCAAGGCGAUGGUAACAAAGAACCCUAAUUUGACGCAGAUAAGGAACGAUGAAAACGCGACACCCCUUCUGUGUGCCUUAACAUAUGGCAGCAAAAAGAUGGUAAGGUAUCUCUACUCCGUUACCAGAGAUGAAGAUCCCAGUCCUUUUCGAGGUGGAAAUGGUGUUCGAUUAUUAGUUUUCAUGAUCGCCUCUGGUUUCUACGAUACUGCUCUUGAUCUAGUCCAGCGCUACCCUCAGCUAGCUACUGCUCGUGAUGAUAAAUCUGGUUACACUGCUCUCUUGGCGUUAUCUCAAAGACCUUCAGCAUUUCCAAGUAAAAGUCGCUAUGGAUUUCUAGAACGAUUGAUCUAUUCAUUGAUCAGCGUGGAAAAAUCCGGCAGCCCUCGACCAACGAUCAACGGAGAUGUUGAGAAUCCACCGGAAUCUGGAAACCUUACGCAAGUGCCUGAUCGGCCUUGCUCUCUCCUGAACGCUCAAAUCAAUAAAGUUCCCAUGGUCAAGCAAGUGCGCGACAUGAAAUUGACGCAAAUCCAAUCUGUCAAACUGGUAAAUCGCAUUUGUGAACAACUUUCAUCCAUGGAAACUGAUGAGAUGCUAGAGUGCUUCCUCAAUCCCGCCGUUUUGAACAUAGCCGCAGAGCAUGGAAACACUGAGGUCGUCAUUCAGUGCUGUGAGUAUUUUCCUGAUCUUUUAUGGUUGACAAUGAAGGGAAGAAGUAUAUUUCAUGUUGCAGUUGAGCAUCGCCAAGAAAAAAUUUUCAGUCUUGUAUAUGGUAUGAGUGCACGUAGAAGGCUCUUGACUUCUUUGAGAGUUGAUGAUUCCAAUACCAUGUUGCAUAUGGUGGCAAAGUUGGCACCUUCCCCACAACUUAAUGUAGCUUCUGGUGCAGCUCUGCAAAUGCAGCGAGAACUUCAAUGGUUCAAGGCAAUUCUUCUUACCCAUUUGUCCAUGGUUUUUAAUUAA